Molecule: messenger RNA, 1125 nt
Organism: Puccinia triticina
Lineage: Eukaryota; Fungi; Basidiomycota; Pucciniomycetes; Pucciniales; Pucciniaceae
Exons: 12
Coding region: 1-1125 (374 amino acids)
Source: RefSeq, a predicted model, not a curated record
AUGAAUGAAUAUUUAGAAAACUAUCCACACGGUGAGAUUAUUUCACUCAAGCAAUACGCCAAUCGAGUCGGGGCUAACAAUUUUAACUUGGAGAUCGGUAGUGUGUGUAGAGUCGACCAGCUUUGCAAUGGCGUCAGUGGCAAAGAUUGGUAUGCUCUCGUCGCUGCUCAGCGUUGGAGUACUCGAAUGAAUCAAGCGUUUGAUGCCGUAGCUUUCGCCUCUACAAUCGCAAUGGAAAUAAGUCAAGCGAUGACUUUCGACUUUGUCCCACCGCCAACGCAUGCCUUACAAUACGCUUCGACGACCAUCUCAGCAAUCUUUUGGGUGAUAUUGGCGAUGCCCGGAGUCUGGUUUGGACCAAUUGGGAAAUAUUAUUAUCGGGCAGUACUUAGCGUCUUCUACGCUACAACUGCAAUUAUUCGACCAAUAUUGAACCUCAAGUACCCGGUAGCUUCGCACGCCUUCACCCAAUGGAGUGACGUUGGUUUAAUAUUGACCGAUGUAAAGAAAAACGUUCAGGGCGCGUUGUUGAAUAUGACAACGGAAGUCAAUACUGCAGGGAUCAGCACGCUGACAGGACUCCGAGGAUUGAAUCCUGACGGAACGCUUUUCUCUCAAGCGAUAGACGGAGCCGAGAACAACAUGCAACAGCAAUUCGACCAAGCCUAUAAGCUCCAAACUUUGAGUCACCUGUGGAGUCUACAGAAUGUUUUUAUCACGCGAGGAAGUGACCCAUGUAAUGGAAAUGGUGAAAAUGGAUCAUGGAGCGACCGUGGCUAUUUAUCUUAUUGCACUCCGGAAGGAAUAAUGAUGAACAUAGUGCGGGCCAAAAGAAAUAAAGUUACACGGAAGUUAUUCGGAGGAGAAAAGGCAUUAACAAAACACAACUUGUCAAUCGAGCUCUUAACAACAACAGCUUGGGAAUGUCAGAAGAAAGUAGGGCGCGCAGUGGAUCCUACAGCCUGGCAAAAUGCCACGGAACCGGAUAUUGAUCCACUAUUCAGUCAACAGUGCAUGUUUACGCUUCCGAUAUGUGAUCUUACUAGAGAAGACAUCAGGAAAGCGCGCGAUGACGGAGCUGGCACAAUACGAGCCUGCCGGGAGGUCGGAAAUGUCCCUAUCUGA